UCUAGGAGCAAUACGAACAUAGCACCUCCGUUGAAUCAACUACUAAAACAUGGCUAAAAUUGCAGCUGCAUUGAUUCUCGUUUCCCUUAUGGCCGUUGUUAUGGCUAAUGGGUACGGUGGAAACAAGGGCCCCUCUUACUACGGUCCUUCUUACGACAAGGGACAAAAGAGCCAGCCCUCGUAUAACGAUAAAGGAUACGGUGGAAACAAGGGCUCUUCUUACGACAACGGUCCCUCUUACAACAAGGGACAGCCCUCGUAUAACGAUAAAGGAUACGGUGGACACAAGGGCCCCUCAUACGACAACGGUCCCUCUUACGAAAAGGGACAGCCCUCCUAUAACGAUAAGGGAUACGGUGGACACAAGGGCCCCUCAUACGACAACGGUCCCUCUUACGAAAAGGGACAGCCGUCCUAUAACGAUAAGGGAUACGGUGGAAACAAGGGCUCCUCUUACGACAACGGUCCCUCUUACAACAAGGGACAGCCCUCGUAUAACGAUAAAGGAUACAACACCCAACCUUCGUCUUACGGCACGGGAUAUGGCGGUAAAGGUCCAGCUUAUGACAACACACCAAAAUACGGACCGACGUCUUACAGCGGCACCCCUAAAUAUGAGCCUAUGUCUUACGACAAAGGAUACAAUGGCCAAUCGUCGUCCAAUGGACAAUAUAACUAUAAGCCAAAGCCACAGUCUUACAGUGAUUACCCAGUUUAUUAAACGUUGACCCUUAAUGUACUUGAAUACGUUACAAUUUCUUAUGUCGAUCCUUGU
This is a messenger RNA of Daphnia carinata, 775 nucleotides long. Its product is annotated as S-antigen protein-like. The transcript is spliced from 2 exons. Lineage: Eukaryota; Metazoa; Arthropoda; Branchiopoda; Diplostraca; Daphniidae. The coding region runs from base 50 to 721 and encodes 223 amino acids. The record is from RefSeq and is a predicted model, not a curated record.